AUGGUGGGAGCUAACAUAGUAACUUUUGCAAUUGGACUUGUUACUCUUCAAGAACUACCCAAGUCUAAAAACCACCUUAUUGGGUGUUUUAUCUCGAUUGCUGUAAUAAACGCUUUACUAAAAUACGUUGUUUUGAAAGAGUUGAAUAAAUGGACAAUAAUUCACCUUCUUAUGGCGCUUUUAAUUAUUCCGGGAUUUGAAAACAAGGGGGGACUUUACAAUGUAUACAAUUCCUCCAGAACUAAAUCAACGCCACCACCACCAUCAUCAUCAUCAUCAUCAUCAUCAUCUAUAAUAUCUGAAGUGAUAAAAUAUCCAGACACGAAAGCAAUUUUCAAUUUCUUACUUCUCAAUGCAAGUUUUAUGGUGAUUCAAUUCUUGUACUCAUUCAGAUCUAAAUCUUUAGGUCUAUUAUCUGAUUCGUUGCAUAUGUUUUUGGAUUGUUUAUCACUAGCCUUGGGAUUAAUAGCAGGAGUGGUUUCAAAAUAUAAAGUUGACCCUGAUGGGAAAUAUCCCUUUGGUUGGCAAAACCUUGAGAUACUAGCAGGUUUCACAAAUGGCACACUAUUGAUAGGGAUCAGUGGCUCUAUAUUAUUUGAAGCUAUUGGCAGAUUAGUCAAUCCCGUAGAGUUGCAAAGGACAAGCGAGUUGAUUGUUGUUUCUUCAUUGGGAUUGUUGGUGAACUUGGUGGGUAUAUUUGCCUUUGAUCAUGGACACUCUCAUGAUCAUGAUCAUUCUCAUAGCCAUCAUCAUUCUCACAGUCAUCAUCAUUCUCAUAGUCAUGGCCAUUCACAUUCUAACAAUAACAACGAGAAGGAGAACGAGGAUGACAUCAACGACAAUAUGAGAGGAAUAUUCUUACACAUACUAGCUGACGCGCUUGGGUCGGUUGGAGUCGUUGUUUCAACUAUACUCACAAAGAUGUUCCACUGGCAAGGUUUUGAUCCUUUAGCAUCAGUUAUCAUUGCAAUAAUGAUAUUUUCGUCUGCCAUCCCCUUGGUCAAAUCAACCGCCUCCACUUUAUUAUUAUCCAUCUCCAAGAAACAAGAGUCAAUGUUGAGAAGCACGCUACAUGAAAUUCCUACAAUAAAAGGAGUCAAGUCAUUCACAACACCUAGAUUCUGGCCAAGUCAUAAAAGGGGGAAACUAUGUGGUUACGUGCACAUCCAGGUAUACCGAGGUGAAAACACCUCGUUCAUCAAAAGAGAAGUCGAAAAACUAUUUGAGGAUCAUCAGUUUGACGACGUAAUGGUACAGGUUGAAAAUGAUUUUGAUAGUUGUUGGUGUAGAAAGUAG
Molecule: messenger RNA, 1296 nt
Organism: Lodderomyces oxycetoniae
Lineage: Eukaryota; Fungi; Ascomycota; Pichiomycetes; Serinales; Debaryomycetaceae
Product: metal cation transporter
Exons: 1
Coding region: 1-1296 (431 amino acids)
Biological process (GO): intracellular zinc ion homeostasis; zinc ion import into Golgi lumen
Cellular component (GO): membrane; Golgi apparatus; cytoplasmic vesicle
Molecular function (GO): zinc ion transmembrane transporter activity
Source: RefSeq, a predicted model, not a curated record